CUUCUGUAUUAUAGGAGAAAAUAUCUGCUUAACUUGGCUAAAAUGUCACGAGAUACAAGGUAAAUCAUGGUGGCUGCUUGAAGAUAGAAACACUGGCCUGGGCCGUGCUGGAUUUGUAAAUUUGACCUUAAAACCUGUCUCCGGCCCCCUGGGAAGUUCCUGCUGCUUCCCUGGACAUCCUGCAGCAGGUCCCACGCUGCAGUCUCGCUGCUGAAGCACCCUGGAGCAGGUCCAGCUCUGGCAAACGCCUGGCAUGGAGUGGAGGGAAAAGGAUCAACUGAAAAAUCCUGGCUAGAGCUCAUGUACAUGCAUCGAACACUUAGGUUUGGUCUAGUACCCGCCUAAAUCUAUUGUGGGUAGCACGAGGACUUGGAGACAGUCAAGUCUUAUUUUCCACCUUCAAAACUAGAAGUGCUUUUCAUGAAGAGUCAAAACACUCAUCUUGUGUGAGCCACCGGUACCAAAGAUGUGAAGGAGUUAAAAGAGUUGUGUCCACGUGAUGGUAUUUGGAGCGAAGUCCAGUGUGGGCCCUGCGCGGAUCCUCAGGCUGGUCUUCACUGGGAUGGUCCUUGGGGCAAGCAGCCCACCUGGGACAAAGCUGCGGAACCAGAUCCCUGGUUCGGUGAGGGACUGCAAGUAAUCCAAGGGGAAAGAAACCGUAAUCCCUGGCAUGGUGACUCAGCACAUUUCCCACAGUUAAGCUUUGAACUGUAAACACCUCUUGGCACUUCCCCGGCACGAGGCGUUGCCAGCGCCGCCGCAGCUCCGUGCGGGAGCUCCCAGCCCGGUGGCGAGYGGCACCAUGAGCCCCGCGGGAGGCCCCGCUGGCCCGGGCGGUCAGCAAGGAGCCGGGGGGGCCAAGAGCGAGAACGAGGAGCGGCUGGAGGAGGCGGCGAAGCAGCGAGUGAUCYGUGUCGCCUACGUGGUUGCCACGCUGGAUCUCGUCUUCUUGUUCAUGCAGCUGGGAGUCCUGCCGUACUUGGCAAAGAGCCUAGGUUUGGACUCAGUUGGGUUUGGCUACCUCCAGACAACCUUUGGUGUCCUUCAGCUCGUGGGAGGCCCCAUUUUCGGAAGAUUUGCUGACCAGUUUGGUGCCCGAGCUGCCUUGAUACUCUCCUGCGCRUCCGAAAGUGCCUUCUUCCUGCUGGUGUCCAUCUCCACCAGCAUCCCUCUCCUCUUCCUCUCCCGGCUGCCCUCGAUCUUCAUGCAUGGGAUGCCAGGUGCUCAGAAGGUUAUUACAGAUCUGACUGCUCCUUCUGAACGUGCUGGUGCAUUGAGCAAGUUGGGCCUUAGCUUUGGGGUAGGAAUUAUCGUCGGUUCUAUGCUGGGAGGCGUCCUCUCCACCAAAUUUGGCAUUUUUGUCCCUGUAUACGUUGGGCUGGCAGGAAGCCUCGUAACCACCAUGAUAGUGAUACUCGGGAUCCCUUCACCAGCUAGACAGAAGCAUCCCAMGACAGAGAGCAGCCCAUCACAGUCUGGCAGCGUGUUCAGCCUCCGCGAAAUCCUGCGCCUGAUGACGUUCCCAGGAGUGAUGGAAAUUUUCCUAGUCAAGGUCCUUGCCGGAUUUCCCAUAGGUUUGUUCCUGGUCAUGUUUUCCAUCAUCUCUAUGGAUUUCUUUGGCUUGGAAGCGAUGCAGACUGGAUACCUGAUGGCCUAUUUUGGUGUUCUUCAAAUGGUGGUGCAAGGCCUGAUCCUGGGAAGACUCACAAGGCUCUGCACGGAGAAGACCCUGCUGCRGCUCAGCGUGCUCGUGUUCAGCGGCGUGGGCCUGGGCAUGGCCCUGAUGAGGAACGUGGUGCAUUACUGCCUCAUCUCUGUGCCGCUGGUGUUCGCCUUCAGCACGCUGGCCACCAUCACRGACGCCAUCCUCACCAAGGCCGUCCCCGCUUCCGACACCGGCACCGUGCUGGGGCUCUGCGCCUCAGUGCAGCCCCUGACCCGCACCGUGGGGCCGGCCAUCGGCGGCCUCAUGUACAAGCACUUUGGCGUCUCCUCCUUCGGCUGCUUGCAGCUCAGCGUCAACGUGGGCUUGCUCAUCUACCUCCUCAGGAGCAACAUCCCGCUGGGCGAGAGAAAAGACCUCUGACGUGGCUGCAGGAAAGCCGUAUUUUUUUCCCCCCACAGAAAUAAUUCUUCUGGUAAUUUCCUCUUGCUUCCRCACACCUGGAAUAAACCGUUUUCAACGGCA
Molecule: messenger RNA, 2188 nt
Organism: Nothoprocta perdicaria
Lineage: Eukaryota; Metazoa; Chordata; Aves; Tinamiformes; Tinamidae
Gene: SLC67A1
Product: solute carrier family 22 member 18
Exons: 11
Coding region: 803-2086 (427 amino acids)
Biological process (GO): transmembrane transport
Molecular function (GO): transmembrane transporter activity
Source: RefSeq, a predicted model, not a curated record